CCAACAGGUUUGUGACGGGACGUUCCUGAGGCGCAAACAACACCGCCGCACUGGUCUCGGCAGUUUCAGGAAGUGGCAGCGUGAGUGAGAGCAGGUCGGUGCGUGAGGCCCCGUGAAGGGAAGGUCAGCGGACAGAUGGAGCAGACUGCGGCCGGACAGUGGUUUUCCCGGCUGGCUCUGCUGUCAGCGCUGUGGAUUCCCCUGCUGCAGGUUUCCCACUGCCGUGUCGUCUACAGACACGCUCCAGGAGCCCCCCUGCAGCUGGACCAGCGGGCGGCGGCGUCCUUCCUGUCCCGCUCGCUGCUCUAUAACAGCUGGGACUUCGAGCUGGUGGUGACCGACAACCUGGAGAGGGAGUGCAUUGAGGAGCUGUGCAGCUACGAGGAGGCCAGAGAGGUGUUCGAGGAUGACGUCGCCACGGACUUGUUCUGGACCGAGUACGUCAACAACCAAGAGUCUCCACCCUGGGUGGAUGUGUCUGGGCUGGUGGCCGGGAUCCUGGCCAUACUGGUGUGUGCCGUCAUCGCCACCGUGUUGGGAAUCUACUGCUACAAGUCCAAGAACAAGGACAGACGGAGGGCCGGCCGCGUCCCGGUCAGGAUGGCGGCGGACGGACGUCCCGCUCCGGAAGUGGUUCCCCUGUCCGGCAUCAUCGCUCCUCCCCUGCCGAGCUACAGCGAGGCUCUGAACCGCAGUGGCCAGCACGACGCUCCUCCACCGCCGUACUCAGGGGGGGCGCCCUCGGAGCCUGCGGAUCCACAGGACCAUGCAGGAGAUGAAGAAUGAGGAGGACGGAUGGAGGCACCGUGGUGGCGACUGGAGCCAAGUCGAGGAUUUGAGCUGUUUGUGAUAUUUAUGAGUCCAGGAUGGAGUCUGACUCGCUGACCUGGAGGAUCUGAGGAAAUGCUCCGACCUUCCGUCUGUCUGGAAUAGAGUGGGUGCAGCUGAAGGGAGGGGAGGGGGGAGGGGGGGGGGGUAUCCUGGGUUUCUACUGUAGAUAAAACUGUGUGAUGUUGAGAAAAGAAUUUUUUUUAAAAAAUAAUACCAUUGCCAAUAUUUGUUCUUUGACACCAAGACAUGUUUUAUGUAAUAAAUUACAUAACAGUU
Salarias fasciatus (jewelled blenny) is the source of this 1107-nucleotide messenger RNA. It is a transcript of the gene prrg2, whose product is annotated as proline rich Gla (G-carboxyglutamic acid) 2. The transcript has 7 exons. Gene Ontology annotation, molecular function: calcium ion binding. NCBI's taxonomy places the organism in Eukaryota, Metazoa, Chordata, Actinopteri, Blenniiformes, Blenniidae. The record is from RefSeq and is a predicted model, not a curated record. Gene Ontology annotation, cellular component: extracellular region; plasma membrane. The coding region runs from base 136 to 786 and encodes 216 amino acids.